Molecule: messenger RNA, 153 nt
Organism: Cavia porcellus (domestic guinea pig)
Lineage: Eukaryota; Metazoa; Chordata; Mammalia; Rodentia; Caviidae
Product: large ribosomal subunit protein eL39-like
Biological process (GO): translation
Cellular component (GO): cytosolic large ribosomal subunit; ribosome
Molecular function (GO): structural constituent of ribosome
Source: RefSeq, a predicted model, not a curated record
AUGUCUUCUCACAAGAUUUUCAGAAUCAAACAAUUCUGGGCCAAGAAGCAAAAGCAGAAUCGCCCCAUUCCACAAUGGGUUCGGAUGAAGACUGGUAAUAAUCGGUACAACUCCUGGAGGAGACACUAGAGGAGGACCAAGCUGGGACUCUAA